GAAGGCGCGCACAUCUGCACUUCACAACGAGGCGUGGUUUAGAACGGACAGGUGGGCUUCUGCUGUAAUACUGCCGUGAACAUUAUUUCAACUAGGAUACUUAUUUCACUCCCGGAGACCAACACUUUACCCUGCAAACAUGCCCAAGUGCCCAAAAUGCACGAAGGAAGUUUACUUCGCGGAGAGAGUGACAUCACUGGGGAAGGACUGGCACAGGCCCUGUCUGAAUGUGGAGAAGUGCAGCAAGACGCUGUCGGCCGGAUCCACCGCAGAGCACGACGGCAAGCCCUAUUGUAACAAUCCCUGCUACUCUGCACUAUUCGGGCCUAAAGGUUUUGGACGUGGAGGAGCUGAAAGCCACACAUUCACAAAGUAGAGCCACUCAGGUUCACCCACCACACCAAGAAGAAGGCAACUCUGCAUUCUACAACGUCCUCCAUACCAUACUAAACCAAAACAAACAACCAAAGAAGUUCCUUUUCGGAACCACCAUUUUGUGUUAUUUUCUGUCUGUGUUGUCUAGAGGAUUCGGCCUUAAUACAUCGCAGAGAUGUUCUCUAGUCCCACUAGUGGAUCGGAGGGUUAUACAAUAACCUCUCUGUUCCUUUACUUGUUUUUAAAUUCUGAUUAAACACUCUUUUUCAAAAUG
Messenger RNA from Salvelinus sp. IW2-2015, 649 nucleotides. It is a transcript of the gene crip1, whose product is annotated as cysteine-rich protein 1. Gene Ontology annotation, biological process: intrinsic apoptotic signaling pathway in response to DNA damage; regulation of gene expression. Gene Ontology annotation, molecular function: zinc ion binding. The record is from RefSeq and is a predicted model, not a curated record. Lineage: Eukaryota; Metazoa; Chordata; Actinopteri; Salmoniformes; Salmonidae.